UGGAGAACUUCAGUUUCAGUCUCUAGCACCUCUAUAAAUAACCACGAUGGGACGGCAAAAUAAAGCCUGUAGUAUCUGCAGGGGCCUUAAGAUCAAAUGUACUAUGCCAGAAACACCUGGACCAUGUCGCAGAUGUCACAAUCGCGGCUUGGUUUGCCUGGUGGACAGGAAUCCUCAAGCAUCACUGUCAGAAGAAAGCAACAGAUGGCGGAAUGACGUCUCGGGUCAAAUUCAGCAGCUCCAGACCGCCGUAGAUGUGCUGUUGCGCAUGUCCAAUCUGCCGCAACUCAGCUCCUACAAUGAGCGACCACAGCCUACGGCUGAUAUUCAGCAAGAUCUCACUCCAGAAGAUGAGGCACGGACAAGCGGCCAUGUCUCUGACGGAGACGAUAGUCUCCCUGCAGCACCUAUUAUGACGCCUGUGGUACCGGUGGACGAUAAUAUCUACAGUCUGCCUAUCAAUUAUCUUUAUGAAGUUACUCGGCUUCCGUCUCUGGCCACUGGUCCAUCCUCACCAUCUGCACAGCGCAGUCGCAUCAGCCACGAUUUUAUUUCCCGUGGGCUUGUCCCCAUUGUAACUGCGGAACGCUUGUUCACUCAUUUCGUCACGCGAAUUGACUACUUUUGCUAUGGGCUGACAUGUCCACAUGCUACAUUGGAAGAACUCCGUGCCAGUUCAACCGUCUUGACAGCUGCAGUAUGCGCAGUAUCUGCGCUGCACGAUCCUGAGGGUUCUACGGUAUUCAAGGUUUGCCAUGCCGAAUACCAGAGACUAGUAACAAAAAACAUGUUUGCAGUUGUACACUCUACCGAUGACGUUCGGGCUCUUAUCAUCGGAGCUUACUGGCUGGCCAACUUGUCGUAUACAGUGCUUGGGCAUGCCAUCAGAAUUGCAAUGAGACUCAACUAUCACCUCGCAUAUUACGCGGCGAUUCGUGAUUCCAAGGUUGAGGAUAUCGAAAAGGCGCGUCUGUGGUAUAUCUUAUACAUUCUCGACCAUCACUCUAGUAUCUUGUAUGGCCGACCUGUCAUGAUAUCAGCAGAUGAAGAACCGCACCAACAAUGGGAAACCUUCAUUCAGUCCAAUGGUAAUCAAGAGGUUGAUUUGCGGAUGUCAAGCCAGGUCGCGCUUUACCACAUAACUUCCAAGGUGAAGAACAUUUUCGGCAGCCACUCAACACAGGCUGUGCCGGAACAUUUUCUGACUCAGCUUCGCGGCUACUUCUCAGAACUGGAUCGAUGGUACAUGUGCUGGGGAGACAGAAUGCCACGAAACGCUUUUGUAGGCUGGUUUCCCAGAGACGGUGCCAGUCUGCAUUAUCAUUUUGCUCGCAUGCAUCUAUGCUCGUACAUCUUCCGAGGGACUUCUGUCGAAUCGAUUGCAGCAUCUUCUCCACAAGUCAAGGAGUACGCCAUCGUGGCAGUGACCUCUGCUACUGCUGUGCUCGAGCUCAUCAUGGAAAGGCCCGACUUGCGCACAGCUCUGGUUGGAAUGCCAAUCUAUUUCCAUGCUAUGAUUACUUUUGCAGCAGUGUUUCUUAUCAAAGCGGCAAAAGCAAAUUUUCCGGAGCCUGCGGCAGUGGAUACAACCACAGUCCUUACUUUGGUUGAGAACUGGGUUCGUGAGCUUAGGACACAAAAGGCGUCACAGCAACAUCUUGUUUAUCAUCUGGCUAAUGGUCUGGAGGGAUUUCUCAAGGCCCUUUCUAAUCCUGAUUUGGAUGUUUCUAUUAUAUCCGGCCCUAUUCGGACUCUGGGGGGUGAUCCCGCUUCAACGAACUACAUAAUGGAUUCGAUGUUUAUGCUUGACGCAUUUAAUUUGUUCCAAUAUCCAGGCACUGCAGGCUCGAUGGAGGGGGGGAUGCUACCAGAGUAGACAACCUUUGAGGUAAACUCAGGAAUGUAUUAUACUAUAGCAGCUGUAUUUCGUACCUUGUAUGAAGCAAAGUAGCAGUGGAAGGCACACAUCAUUGGUUAUUGCAUAAUGGAGCACUACCUACACGCCGUCUUAUGAAAGCCUCCGCUGGUAUUGGUGUUAUAGGCGUUACAGACAUUUACAGGCAUUGGCAGUACCUCGUUUAACAAACACGCUACAUCCUCUUUCUUAUAGGUUCUUGGAGCGAAAGAUGGCGGCUUUGGAUACCUUUAAGGACUCUCUCUAGGUCAAGUAGCUUAGAUGAGGGAGAUUUAUAUGCCAAUGACAUGGAAAUAAUUGCACCACUUGGAGAGCAUAUGCAAAGAUAGAGGUAGACUUAGUAAUAUACCGAAUGCUACCUAGUUUAGACAGCUUCUGCCAAGUAUGGAAAGUAUCUACUCAAGUACUUAAUAACAGAG
Aaosphaeria arxii CBS 175.79 is the source of this 2334-nucleotide messenger RNA. RefSeq lists its product as uncharacterized. The record is from RefSeq and is a predicted model, not a curated record. The transcript is spliced from 4 exons. The coding region runs from base 47 to 1876 and encodes 609 amino acids. Gene Ontology annotation, molecular function: zinc ion binding; DNA-binding transcription factor activity, RNA polymerase II-specific; transcription cis-regulatory region binding. Gene Ontology annotation, cellular component: nucleus. NCBI's taxonomy places the organism in Eukaryota, Fungi, Ascomycota, Dothideomycetes, Pleosporales. Gene Ontology annotation, biological process: DNA-templated transcription; regulation of DNA-templated transcription.